AUGAGUAAGCUCCAGGGUGACGCCGUGAGAGAGGCGAUAACCGCCAUUGUCACUUACUGCAAGGAGACAAAGCCACGCAAGUUCACAGAGACCAUCGAGCUCCAGAUUGGUCUUAAGAACUAUGACCCACAAAAGGACAAGAGAUUCAGCGGAUCCGUCAAGCUGCCUCACAUUCCAAGGCCAAAGAUGAAGAUUUGCAUGCUCGGAGACGCCCAGCACGUUGAAGAGGCUGAGAAGAUUGGAUUGGACUCUAUGGAUGUCGAAGCUCUUAAGAAGUUGAACAAGAACAAGAAACUUGUUAAGAAGCUCGCCAAGAAGUUCCACGCUUUCCUUGCUUCUGAAUCUGUCAUUAAGCAGAUCCCUCGUCUCCUAGGAAAGUUCCCUACUCUUGUUAGCCACCAGGAGUCUUUGGAAUCAAAAGUGAAUGAGACGAAGGCAACAGUGAAGUUCCAGCUCAAGAAGGUUCUCUGUAUGGGAGUUGCUGUCGGCAACCUUUCCAUGGAAGAGAAGCAGAUCUUUCAGAAUGUUCAGAUGAGCGUUAACUUCCUCGUUUCACUCUUGAAGAAAAACUGGCAAAAUGUGAGGUGCUUGUACUUGAAGAGUACAAUGGGUCCACCAAACCGGGUUUUCUAA
Messenger RNA from Thlaspi arvense, 633 nucleotides. Lineage: Eukaryota; Viridiplantae; Streptophyta; Magnoliopsida; Brassicales; Brassicaceae. The record is from the annotation of a GenBank genome assembly.